Sodiomyces alkalinus F11 is the source of this 591-nucleotide messenger RNA. RefSeq names its product RNA-binding domain-containing protein. Bases 1 to 591 code for a protein of 196 amino acids. Lineage: Eukaryota; Fungi; Ascomycota; Sordariomycetes; Glomerellales; Plectosphaerellaceae. The transcript is spliced from 6 exons. Gene Ontology annotation, molecular function: RNA binding. The record is from RefSeq and is a predicted model, not a curated record. Gene Ontology annotation, biological process: mRNA splicing, via spliceosome. Gene Ontology annotation, cellular component: nuclear speck.
AUGUCGCGAGGCGGGACUACCUUGUACGUUACCGGCUUUAGCCACGGCACUCGCGCCCGAGACCUUGCCUACGAAUUCGAACGCUAUGGCCGUCUAGUCCGAUGCGAUAUUCCAGCCCCUCGAUCUGCUUCUAGCAGGCUGUUCGCGUUUGUCGAGUAUGAAGAUCGUCGCGACGCCGAUGAUGCCUACCACGAGAUGCACAAUAAACGCAUUGGUCGCGACGACAUACUGAAAAUCGAGUGGGCUCGGACGCCGCCGUCUGCGUCAUGGCGCUUUGACUCGGGUCGUGACCGAGAUCGAGCUCCUCGACGUUCACCUCGUCGUGGCCGUUCUCCUUCACCUCGACGCAGCACUCGCGACUACUCGCCUCCCCCUCGCAAAGACGACCGGCGUGACCGUGACCGUGAUUAUGACCGUGAUGUUCGCGACCGGCGCGACCGCUCCCGCAGCCCCGACCGACGUGACCGUGACAUCAAAGAUGAUCGCGACGACCGGGAUCGGGAUCCUCGGGAGAACGGCACUAUCGGAGAUGAUCGCAAGGCUAUGGACAGCCCCCCUCCUGCUCACGAUGACCUUGACGUCGCGGAGUGA